Messenger RNA from Ictalurus punctatus (channel catfish), 472 nucleotides. RefSeq names its product LSM6 homolog, U6 small nuclear RNA and mRNA degradation associated (gene lsm6). Gene Ontology annotation, molecular function: RNA binding. The record is from RefSeq and is a predicted model, not a curated record. Gene Ontology annotation, biological process: maturation of SSU-rRNA; mRNA splicing, via spliceosome. Gene Ontology annotation, cellular component: U6 snRNP; nucleolus; P-body. Bases 56 to 298 code for a protein of 80 amino acids. NCBI's taxonomy places the organism in Eukaryota, Metazoa, Chordata, Actinopteri, Siluriformes, Ictaluridae. The transcript is spliced from 4 exons.
ACAGUUCACCAAGACGUGCAGUAAACGUUGGAGCUAGCAUAGCAACAGACUGAAAAUGAGUGUACGCAAGCAGACCCCAAGUGACUUCCUGAAGCAGAUCAUUGGACGGCCAGUAGUGGUGAAGCUCAACUCUGGAGUGGAUUACAGAGGUGUUCUUGCUUGCCUCGACGGCUACAUGAACAUCGCAGUGGAGCAGACGGAAGAGUACGUCAACGGUCAGCUGAAGAAUAAGUACGGAGAUGCAUUUCUCAGAGGAAACAAUGUGUUAUACAUCAGCACCCAGAAGAGGAAGAUGUGAAUUUGUUGCAGUCUGAAAUGUGCCAGUUAUUUUGCUGUUUAUAUAGUUUUUUUUUUUUUUUUUCCUCACUAAUAUGCUUGUUUGUUUGAUUCAGUGACUUCUUAUUUUGUAAAUGAAGGUUUGUAUUGCUAUUGCAUACACGUGUUGCAAUUAAAUCCUAUUUUUCCGACUGAA